Messenger RNA from Penicillium crustosum, 4386 nucleotides. Its product is annotated as ABC multidrug transporter. Gene Ontology annotation, molecular function: ABC-type transporter activity; ATP hydrolysis activity; ATP binding. Gene Ontology annotation, biological process: transmembrane transport. The transcript is spliced from 13 exons. Gene Ontology annotation, cellular component: membrane. The record is from RefSeq and is a predicted model, not a curated record. Lineage: Eukaryota; Fungi; Ascomycota; Eurotiomycetes; Eurotiales; Aspergillaceae. Bases 1 to 4386 code for a protein of 1461 amino acids.
AUGGAGACCUUCACUUUCCUGAAUGAUAGUGAUUGCCUAUCGGCGGAUGACCAGUUCGGACCUCGUGUCAAGGCUCAGUGCCGCAACUUUGACUUUACCGUCGAAUUCGAACAAAGCAUUUUCUCCAUUCUACCCUCAUCGUUAUUCAUUUUAUGUGCUGCUGCUCGCAUUGUUCAUCUUUAUCAUGCAAGGUAUCGAGUCUCAGCGACGUCGCUUCGCUGGGUCAAGCAGUCACUCGGGGCGAUUCUGGGCAUCUUGCAGCUGUGUUUGCUUGUGUUAUCCAUUACACUGGGAAGUAACAGCCGGCCGAGUUCAAUUGCCUCCUUAUCCCUUUCUGUAGCAGAUGUACUUUUGAUAUGCGUGCUCUCUCACCUGGAACACACCAAAACCAUUCGUCCAUCUAGUCUCCUGCUCACCUACCUCUCUACAUCAGUCUUGCUUGAUGCAACAUCUCUUCGGACCCUCUGGCUACUCAAGUCUGAAAAGCUUGUACUUAAAAUUGUUUCGUCGUCGAGUCUUGCCGUAAAGCUGGCUUUGUUGACUGUCGAAUCUUCAAGGAAGGCAAAAUACUUCAUCAACAAGGAGGAUAAAACUCGGUCGCCGGAAGAAACUGGUGGGAUAUUCAGCAAUGGUCUUUUUUCUUGGCUUCUUCCAUUCCUUUGGACCGGCUUCAAGAAUGUCCUCACACUGAGUGAUCUUAACCAGUUGCCGAAAAGCUGUACUGUUACGAACAUGGAGUCACAAUUUACACAGAUCUUCGAAAAAGAGAAAGCACAUCGACACAGUCUUGUGAGGACAAUCCUUAAAUCCUUCUGGCACAGGCUGAUGUGCCCAGUUAUCCCGCGAUUGUGUGUUUUGACAUUCACCUUACUUCAACCAAUUCUAAUGCUCAAGCUUCUUCGGUGGCUGGAAGACACAUCAGCAGAAGAUCUCGGCUAUGGUAUAUUGGGUGGAUACGGCAUUAUUUACAUCGGUCUAGCAAUUGCAACUGGCGCCUACUGGCGCUUUCAGCUGCAAUUCAUCACCCUGCUUCGCGGUGUCCUCCUCUCUGCUGUCUUCCAAAAAACCCUUUCAAUCCAUCCAAUGGAUGCGAAAAAGACACCCGUGUCACUUGUCAGCACAGAUAUUGAAAUGGCAUGUACGGGGCUGGAUCAGCUGCACGAACUGUAUUCAAGUUUGCUUCAAAUUGGGAUCGGGACCUGGCUCCUGGAGCAGCAGGUAGGGGUAGCUUGUAUAGCUCCUAUGAUUGUCGCGGCUGUUUGUGCGGUGGCCACCUAUAAGAUAUCCCAGCGCGUUGGGAUAUGUCAGAAGGGAUGGCUAGAAAGUGUCCAGACACGUCUAAAUGCUACCACGUCAAUGUUAUCGAACAUGAAGAUCAUUCAGAUGUCCGGAUUAGGUAGACCUAUCUUCGAUAUGAUCUUCAAAUUUCGAGAUGCCGAGCUGGAUUCUGCCAAGAGCUAUCGAGGCUUACUUGUGUGGGUCAUGGGUUUAGCAUAUGCUCCAUCCGCGAUAUCUCCCGUUAUUACCCUGGUGAUCUAUGCUGCCACUCAACAUAAUAUUUGGGACAGUUCCAGUACUGCCAGAAUAUUCACAGCUUUGUCGCUAAUUGGCCUUGUCACAUCGCCUCUUGCGGCUGUUUUUCAACAAAUACCUGCUAUCAUCGCAGCUUUUAGCUGUCUAAAUCGGGUGGAGAACUUCCUCAAACAGCCAAAUAUGACGGAUCGGAAAGCCAUCAUGGACAGAGAAUCUGAGACACAGCUCACAAUGGGCCCAGAAAAACAACCAAUUGCUUUGAGUAUUCCCUUGGUGGAAUACCAAAGCAAUUCAAAGCCUCACUUUGCAUUCACAUCUCACAAUGCAACCUUUUCUUACCCAGGUUCUUCUUUCCCUACCCUCCAGAGCUUGACUAUCAAUAUCCCGUGGUCCAAGGUGACUUUGGUAAUGGGGCCGACCGGUAGUGGAAAGUCAGCUUUAGUGAAGGCAAUACUUGGUGAAUUGAAUAUUUCUCAAGGGGUCUCCACUAGAGGGUUCGAUUGCUGUGCUUACUGUGAUCAAACGCCGUGGAUCGGCAAUCAAUCUAUCCGAGCUAAUAUUGCCGGCCACCUCGAAGAUUAUCAAAAGAGAUUAUACGAUGAAACGGUUUGGGCUUGUGAAUUGGAACGUGACCUCGAGUCUAUGCUGGAGCAUGAUCUUACCAAUGUUGGAAGUGGUGGCGCUACACUGAGUGGAGGACAGAAGCAGAGGAUCUCUCUAGCACGGGCCGCAUAUUCUCAGCAAAAAGUUAUCAUACUGGAUGAUAGUUUCUGUGCCCUUGAUUCUCGAACCGAGCAAACCGUCGUUCGACGUCUCCUGGGCCCAAAUGGUUUGAUGAGAAGUAAUGACCAGACUGUGGUUAUUACUUCAAGCACAGACCGCUUGGUGCCUUAUGCCGACUUUUUAAUCAUUCUCGAUGAUAAUGGAGCCUUAAAAGCGCAUGGACCAAUGCGACAAAUGUCACAUCUGCUUCCUGAUAGUCUCAGCGCUGUCGAAGAAGAGAAAUUUGAACCUACAUUAGAGGGCACCUCCCCAUUGGAGCCUGUCGCAUCGAAAGAGCUAUCGACGCAAUCCAAGAGCAAUGACCUUGAAAUCUCUUCAGCGAAAGGAUCACCUUAUAGAUCGUAUUUCAAAUCUAUAGGUCUCUGCAAGGGAUUGACUCUGGGUGCACUACUCACUCUUCAGACCUUCUUCUCCAAAUUUCCGACUGUGUGGCUCCAGUGGUGGCUCGAUGGUAACUCGCAGGAGAUGGGACGGCUAUAUGCAAGGUAUAUCGGGAUAUACAGUGUCUUCCAAGCUCUGGGUUUGAGUUUUACGUUGGUUGCUGCGUUCCAGCAGUUUCGAGUCACUAUGCCCCACGCGAGUCGCUAUUUCCAUACGCGUCUCCUAAGCGCGGUGAUGUCUCUCCCCUUUCCCUGUUUCAGCAUAAUGAGCACAGGGUCCAUUGCAAACCGUUUCAGCCAAGAUUUACAGUUGGUUGACUGGACACUGCCUUUGACUUUUCUCAACGCGUCUGAGGGUGCAUUGGGGACACUGGCUCAAGUAUUAAUCAUUUCCAGUGCUUCUCCUUAUCUCCUCAUAGCGUUCCCGUUCAUAUUCGCCACCGUCAUUGCUGUCCAGCGGUUCUAUCUUCGCACAUCACGGCAACUACGUUCUAUGGAUAUUGAGGCUAAAUCUCCCCUCCUAAACCACUUUUUAGAAACUAUUGACGGCCUUCAGACGAUUCGUGCAUUUGGCUGGCAGCAUAGGACACAAGCAGUAUACCAAAGCCACCUCAGCGCAUCACAGCGACCAUACUACCAGCGCUUUAUGCUGCAACGCUGGCUUACCCUAGUACUGGACAUGAUUGCUGCGGGAUUGGCGGUCCUCGUUGUGGGUACUGCGAUCGCCCUACGCACGCGCUCAGCAUUGAUCGGCCUUGCCCUUGUAAAUGUGAUUUCGUUAAGUGAGAGUCUACAGCUCCUGGUACUUCAGUGGGCAGUCAUGGAAAUUUCUCUAGGAUCUAUAAGUCGGCUGGAGGCUUUUAAUCAUCAUGCUAUGGCUGCACAGUCGGAGGCUUCUUCCAAGGACUCCCUUACUACGCUGCCCCAGUCUCAAUCGUCCUGGCCCACACAGGGACACAUCGAGAUCACGCAUUUGACCGCUAGGUAUACGGCCGAUGGCCCUGCAGCUCUGCAAGACAUUUCUUUUACAAUCCCGCCUGGCGCAAAACUUGGCAUUUGUGGCCGCACGGGUAGUGGGAAGAGCACACUCUUGGCGACGCUAUUCGGCAUGGUGUCCGUCACAGACGGCACCGUGACAAUCGAUGGGCUGAACCUUGCUCAUCUGCAUCCAGAUACCCUACGCGCUGCGCUCAUUGGUAUUGCCCAAGAAAGCUACAUUGUCCCCGGGCUGACUGUGCGUGAAAACCUUCUGCUGGGGUGUCAGCGGCAGCAGCAGGAUCUGUGCGACGAUGAUAUCCAGCUCAUUGAUGCUCUGCAGACUGUACAGCUGUGGGACGCGAUCGAGGAACGUGGAGGGCUAUCUGCCGUGCUUGACGACCAAAGCCAGAGCUUAUCCGCAGGGCAGAGUCAACUAUUUGCAUGCGCGCGUGCCCUCCUUCGUACGGGCUCUGUUGUUGUCCUAGAUGAGCCGACGAGCCAUCUCACGGUGGAAACGACGAAGGUGGUCCGACGGGUCAUUACGGACAAUUUUCGGGAACGGACGGUGAUAGUUGUGAUGCAUGAUAUCCAAUCCAUUUUGGACUUGGAUCUUGUUGUGGUACUGGAGGAAGGUCGGGUCGUGCAGAUGGGCACACCAGAAGAGUUACGUGAACAAGACGGCAUAUUUGGGACAAUGCUGGAUUCUACGUGA